Messenger RNA from Rhinolophus ferrumequinum (greater horseshoe bat), 10683 nucleotides. RefSeq names its product SH3 and multiple ankyrin repeat domains 2 (gene SHANK2). The record is from RefSeq and is a predicted model, not a curated record. Gene Ontology annotation, cellular component: postsynaptic density; dendritic spine; postsynaptic membrane. Lineage: Eukaryota; Metazoa; Chordata; Mammalia; Chiroptera; Rhinolophidae. Gene Ontology annotation, molecular function: synaptic receptor adaptor activity; ionotropic glutamate receptor binding.
GGGCUCGGGGAGCGCGCCUGGAGACACCCACCGCGCACUCGCCACCUGAGCUGGGGCCGCUGGAUCGCGCGAGCUGGUGCGACCCCGACGGGGGACCUCGCGGCCCAGCUCCGGAGGACGCAGGCCGCUCCGAAUGCCCUCACGACCCAGGGCCGCCAUGCCGCGCAGCCCCACAUCCAGCGAGGACGAGAUGGCCCAGAGCUUCUCUGACUACUCCAUGGGCUCGGAGUCCGACAGCUCCAAGGAAGAGACCAUUUACGACACGAUCCGGGCCACCGCGGAGAAGCCCGGCAGUGCCAGGACGGAGGACAGCCAAGGCGACACGCUGGUCAUUCGUAUUGUCAUUCAGGACCUGCAGCAGACGAAGUGUAUCCGAUUUAACCCGGACGCCACGGUGUGGGUGGCGAAGCAGCGGAUUCUGUGUUCGUUGAACCAGAGCCUGAAGGACGUCCUGAAUUACGGGCUAUUCCAGCCAGCGAGCAACGGGCGCGACGGGAAGUUCUUGGACGAGGAGCGGCUGCUGCGCGAGUACCCGCAGCCCGUGGGCAAGGGCGUCCCCUCGCUGGAGUUCCGAUACAAGAAGCGGGUGUACAAACAAUCCAAUCUGGACGAGAAGCAGCUGGCCAAACUACAUAGCAAGACCAAUCUGAAAAAAUGCAUGGAUUACGUUCAGCAUCGCUCAGUGGAGAAAAUCGUGAAGAUGCUGGAGCGAGGGCUGGACCCGAAUUUUCAUGACCUGGAGACUGGAGAGACCCCACUGACCUUGGCCGCUCAGCUGGACGACCCCGUGGAGGUGAUCAAAGCGCUCAGAAAUGGCGGGGCCCACCUGGAUUUCCGCGCCAGGGACGGGAUGACGGCCCUGCACAAAGCUGCCCGAACCAGGAACCAGGUGGCCCUGAAGACCCUUUUGGAGCUUGGAGCCUCCCCAGAUUAUAAAGACAGCUACGGCCUCACACCCCUGUACCACACUGCCAUCGUCGGGGGCGACCCUUACUGCUGUGAACUGCUGCUCCAUGAGCAUGCCACCGUGUGCUGCAAGGACGAGAACGGCUGGCAUGAGAUCCACCAGGCCUGCAGGUACGGACACGUGCAGCACCUGGAGCACCUGCUGUUCUACGGGGCCGACAUGGGGGCCCAGAACGCCUCGGGGAACACCGCCCUGCACAUCUGCGCCCUCUACAACCAGGACAGCUGUGCAAGAGUGCUGCUGUUUCGAGGCGGAAAUAAGGAGCUGAAGAACUACAACAGCCAGACGCCGUUUCAGGUGGCCAUCAUAGCGGGCAACUUUGAGCUGGCAGAGUACAUCAAGAGCCACAAGGAGACGGACAUUGUGCCCUUCCGAGAGGCCCCGGCCUACUCCAACCGCAGGCGGCGGCCCCCCAGCACGCUGGCCGCCCCCCGGGUCCUGCUGCGCUCCAACAGCGACAACAACCUCAACGCCAGCGUGCCCGACUGGGCCGUCUGCGCUGCCGCCUCCCACCGCAGCCUCUCGCCCCAGCUGCUGCAGCAGGCGCCCGGCAAGGCCGACGGGGCCCUGAGGACCAUCGGCAGCUACGUCCCCGGGCCCUGCAGCCGGUCCCCAUCGCUCAACAGGCUCGGCGGUGCUGGCGACGAUGGCAAGCGGCCCCAGCAGCCCUGGCAUGUGGGGCCAACCUUCCCGCCUGGUGCCAACAAGGACACACUCUCCGCCUUCGAGUACCCGGGGCCCAAGCGGAAGCUGUACAGUGCGGUGCCCGGGAGGCUGUUCGUCGUCGUCAAGCCAUACCAACCCCAGGUCGAUGGCGAGAUCCCCCUUCACCGUGGCGACAGGGUCAAAGUUCUGAGCAUCGGCGAAGGGGGCUUCUGGGAAGGCAGCGCCCGUGGUCACAUCGGAUGGUUCCCGGCCGAGUGCGUGGAGGAAGUCCAGUGCAAGCCCAAGGACAGCCAGGCAGAGACGCGGGCAGACCGCAGCAAGAAGCUCUUCAGGCACUACACGGUCGUGUACGACAGCUUCGAUGCUUCCAGUGACUGCAUCAUCCAAGACAAGACGGUGGUCCUGCAGAAAAGGGACAAUGAGGGCUUCGGGUUUGUCCUGCGAGGGGCGAAAGCGGACACACCCAUUGAGGAGUUCACGCCGACGCCGGCGUUCCCGGCCCUGCAGUACUUGGAGUCCGUGGAUGAAGGCGGGGUGGCAUGGCAAGCCGGACUGAGGACUGGGGACUUCUUGAUCGAGGUGAACAGUGAGAACGUCGUGAAGGUGGGCCACCGGCAGGUGGUGAACAUGAUCCGUCAGGGAGGGAAUCACCUCGUCCUCAAGGUGGUCACAGUGACCAGGAAUCUCGACCCAGAUGACACCGCCAGGAAGAAAGCUCCUCCUCCCCCUAAGCGUGCCCCGACCACGGCGCUCACGCUGCGCUCCAAGUCCAUGACGUCGGAGCUGGAGGAGCUCGUGGAUAAAGCCUCCGUCCGGAAGAAGAAGGAUAAGCCCGAGGAGAUCGUCCCCGCCCCCAAGCCAUCCCGCACAGCAGAGAACAUGGCCAUGGAGUCCAGGGUGGCCACCAUCAAGCAGCGGCCCACCAGCCGGUGCUUUCCACCCGUCUCGGACAUGAACUCCGUGUAUGAACGCCAGGGGAUCGCUGUGAUGACGCCCACCGUUCCCGGGAGCCCGAAAGGCCCAUUUCUGGGCCUCCCUCGAGGUACGAUGCGAAGGCAGAAAUCAAUAGACAGCAGAAUCUUUCUAUCAGGAAUCACGGAGGAAGAGCGGCAGUUCCUGGCCCCUCCGAUGCUGAAGUUCACCAGAAGCCUGUCCAUGCCGGACACCUCCGAGGACAUCCCGCCCCCCCCGCAGUCUGUGCCCCCGUCCCCACCACCGCCCUCCCCCACUGCCUACAACUGCCCCAAGUCCCCGACUCCGCGAGUCUACGGGACGAUUAAGCCCACGUUCACUCAGAACCCCGCCGCCAAGGUGUCCGCCGCGGCUCGCUCUGACACGGUGGCCACUAUGAUGAGAGAGAAGGGGAUGUACUACCGCAGGGAGCUGGACCGCUACUCGCUGGAUUCCGACGACCUGUACAGCCGCGCCCCCACGGCCCCGGCCAACGUCCGCAGCAGGCGGGGCCAGAUGCCCGAAAACCCGUACUCGGAGGUGGGCAAGAUCGCGAGCAAGGCCGUGUAUGUGCCCGCCAAGCCCGCGCGGCGGAAGGGCGUGCUGGUGAAGCAGUCCAACGUGGAGGACAGCCCCGAGAAGACGUGCUCCAUCGCCAUCCCCACCAUCAUCGUCAAGGAGCCCUCCACCAGCAGCAGCGGCAAGAGCAGCCAGGGCAGCAGCGUGGAGACCGACCCGCAGGCCCCGGAGCCGCCGGGCCAGCUGCGGCCCGACGACGGCCUCACCGUCAGCAGCCCCUUCGCCGCCGCCAUCGCCGGGGCCGUGCGCGACCGAGAGAAGCGGCUUGAAGCCAGGAGGAACUCGCCGGCCUUCCUCUCCACAGACCUGGGCGACGAGGACGUGGGUCUGGGGCCGCCUGCCCCCCGAAUGCGGCCCUCCAAGUUCACCGAGGAGGGCGGCUUCGGCGAGGAGGAGGGCACCGAGCAGCUGUCGUCGCCCACGACACCCGGGGCGCCGCCCAGGGAGCCCGAGAGCCAUUUUGUGGGUGGUGGCGAUGCCGGAGCUCAGGGUGAUGCCGGCAGGCCACCAAAUUCCACGUCCAAAGCCAAGGGGCCCGAGAGCAGCCCUGCAGUGCCCCCAAAGAGCGGCGGCGUGGCUGGCCCCGAGAACUACGUCCACCCACUCACAGGGAGGCCGCUGGACCCCAGCUCCCCGCUGGCCCUGGCACUUUCCGCGAGGGACCGAGCCAUGAAGGAGUCCCAGCAGGGCCCCAAGGGGGAGGCCCCCAAGGCCGACCUCAACAAACCUCUGUACAUCGAUACCAAAAUGCGGCCCAGCGUGGAGGCCGGCUUCCUUACGGGCACGAGGCAGAACACACGGGGGCCCCUGAGGCGGCAAGAGACCGAGAACAAGUACGAGAGCGACCUGGGCAAGGACCGGAAGGGCGAUGACAAGAAGAACAUGUUGAUCAACAUCGUGGACACGUCCCAGCAGAAGUCGGCCGGUCUGCUGAUGGUUCACACUGUGGACGCCGCCAAGCCGGAAGACUUCCUGGAGGAAGAGGAUGAGAAAGCAGAUGUGGAAAUGAAGCCGGACAACUCGCCGCCUGAGGUGCCAGAAAGUGUUCCCAAAACCGAAGGUGCUUUACAGAUCUCCGCCGGCCCCGAGCCCGCCACCACCGCCGCCGGCAGGACCAUGGUGACGGCGGGCUCCAUGGAGGAGGCGGUGAUCUUGCCAUUCCGCAUCCCUCCCCCACCUCUGGCCUCCGUGGACCUGGAUGAGGAUUUUGUUUUUACAGAGCCAUUGCCUCCUCCCCUGGAGUUCGCAAACAGUUUUGAUAUCCCUGACGACCGCCUUGCUUCCGUCCCUGCUCUCACAGACUUGGUCAAGCAGAAAAAAAAUGAUGCCUCCCCGUCCCCUUCGUUGAACUCCAGCCAACCCACCAACUCUGCAGACAGCAAGAAGCCGGCUGGCCUUUCCAACUGUCUGCCCGCCUCAUUCCUGCCACCGCCCGAAAGCUUUGACACCGUCACGGACUCCGGGAUCGAGGAGGUGGACAGCCGGAGCAGCAGCGACCACCACCUGGAGACCACCAGCACCAUCUCCACGGUGUCCAGCAUCUCCACGCUGUCCUCCGAAGGCGGGGAGACUGUGGAUACCUGCACCGUCUAUGCAGAUGGACAGGCCCUGCUGGCUGACAAGCCCCCUGUCCCUCCCAAGCCGAAGGUGAAGCCUCUCAUCCCCAAGAGCGAUGCACUUCACCAGGACGCGCUCGUGGAGGAGGACGUGGAUAGCUUUGUCAUCCCCCCACCCGCACCCCCACCGCCGCCUGGCAGUGCCCAGCCCCUGACCGUGAAGGGGAUCCAGCCAAGGACCUCCAAGUUGUGGGGUGACGUCCCAGAGGUCAAGAGCCCCAUUCUCUCAGGCCCAAAAGCAAACGUGAUCAGCGAAUUGAACUCGAUCCUGCAGCAAAUGAACCGAGAGAAAUCGGCCAAGCCGGGGGAAGGACUAGACUCGCCGACGGGGACCAGGCCGGCUGGCCUCGCUCCAAGAAGCCCAGAGGUCCUGAGCACCGUCUCAGGUACACGGAGCACGACGGUUACCUUCACCGUUCGCCCUGGGACCUCCCAGCCCAUCACCCUGCAGAGCCGGCCCCCUGACUAUGACAGUAGGACCUCAGGAACAAGACAUGCCCCAAGCCCUGUGGUCUCGCCAACAGAGAUGAGCAAAGAGAUUCUGCCUGGGCCCCUGUGUGCUGCCGUCGCAUCUCCUGCCCCCUCUCUCUCCGAUGUCUUCAGCCUUCCGAGCCAGCCCCCUUCCGGGGACCUGUUUGGCUUGAACCCAGCGGGACGCAGCAGGUCACCAUCUCCCUCGAUACUGCAACAGCCAAUCUCAAAUAAGCCUUUUACAACUAAACCUGUCCACCUGUGGACUAAACCAGACGUGGCGGAUUGGCUGGAAAGUCUAAACUUGGGUGAACAUAAGGAGACCUUCAUGGACAAUGAGAUCGAUGGCAGUCACUUACCAAACCUGCAGAAGGAAGACCUAAUAGAUCUCGGGGUGACUCGAGUUGGACACAGAAUGAACAUAGAAAGGGCUUUGAAACAGCUGCUGGACAGAUAAGGGUGGCUGCUCUUGACCUUCACAGACUUCUUGUUAUAAGUAGAGAUGGGCUUACACUGAAAUGUUUGGAAGGCCAAGCAAGGUCUGGGAGCUCCACCCCCAUUCCAUGGGUGUCUCCUGGGACCCAAAGAAAUGCUGGGUGUGCCCAUGACGUGGCUGAACGAAGGCCCUGAAACUCCCCUACUCUCUCUCUGGGGGCGGGUUUCUUGGGCUGUUCUGUCCACCGGGACAAGGGGGGGAGUUUUUCUAACUUGGGAAGAAAUUCACAGCUUGCCUCCCAGCAUGCAGGUGACCUCACGUUGGCAGGCCCCGGAGACUCCCGUCCAGGAGCUCGGGGCCCUGGCUCUUGCAGGCAGACACCAUGUACUCCAGAUACCUCCUGAGACCUCCCUCCUCUGCUCUCGGGGCAGCUGCGGCUCCCCAGGCCCCGCACAGGCCCGCCUCAGGCUGGGGCCACUCGGAUGGCACUCAGCACUCUUUCUUCCCUGUCCUUUGCUGUGCAGUGAGACACCCCCACGCGUUUGUCCAGUGCCCUUUCCGGGCCUGAAUCGCAGAGGAACUGUUUCCCCGUAGGAACUGUUGGGCCGCCCCCCCCCCACCGCGAUGUGCAUACACGGUUCUUGGCCACGAGGGUCUUGGCAGUGGCGGGAGUUUGAAUGGGAUCGUGCCAGCUUUGCUAAGCUUUCUUUCUUUAUUUCUGCAAAUCUCUUAGCAUAAUUCCAAAGUGGCCAAACAGAUGUCACGUGGAGUUAGUCAAAGCACAAAGUCACGAUUCCAAGCAGGAGAGGAGACCUGGCCAUGGGAACCAACCAGCAUGCAGCUACUUGGGUCCUAAGUCUCCUCGAGGACGAGAGCAAUUGUCUGCCAGGAGUGUCCUUCCAGGACUGAGGACGGGGCUCCCCACCAUUCCGAAUCGGUUUAAAAUCGAAAGUGUGUUCAAUUCUGCGCAGAUCAGGGCAGGCGAGCUCCUGUUCUGACAUGAAGGACGAGACACCAGGUUGGUGGGGGCCUGUGCCGCUGCCGGCUGGCUGCUGUCUCUGGCGGGAGCUGGGUGGGCACAGUGACCUCGGUUCCAAGCCCGGCCAAGGGUAAGUCAGCACCUCAGCCUCUCUGAGCAGCCCUUUUGUUCCGAGGCCAGGGAAGGUGGUACUUCGGGGGUCUUCCCCUUUCUCUCUGAGCAUCCAGGAGCCCCCCAGCUUGUCUUACUAGUACAGCAGGUUUUUGGAGAACCCAGCGGGUAUGGCAGGACCCAGGCUUGAGAAGAAAAGGUGGGCCGCAGAGCAGAUAAAUGGAGACAAAGUAGGGAGGUCUCUUGUACGGCUAGUCGGGCCUCUCUAGCCAGGCUUUCUGGAGCCCUGCCCCAUUCUUUUCCCUGGAGUGCCCCGUCUCCUGUACCAAUACCUCUGAUUUCCCAGGGAGGUCACCAAUUGCACAUGGGCCGCAAAACAUCCAGUCACGCUUCCAGCACAUUCUGUCACAUUUGGAAGAAACUCGAAUGUCAGAUUUUUGGCUUUUAUUAUGAUUUCAGAACUAGCCUAGCCCAUCUCUAAUUAUAAAAACAUGAUUUUUUUCCCCUUUUUUUCUUUAUGCUCACAAUCAAGUGUCUGAUUAGGUCUGGAACAGCUCUAGAAUGAACACGUAAAAUUUAGUAAUUUAAAAUCUCUCUUUCCUGCAAGUUUAAAUAGUUGUACAGAUAGUUUAUAAGCACAAUAUUUUAAGGAAAAAAAAGUGGCUGGUCUACUAGGCAGCCUUUGUGCCACUUCAGUGCUAGAAAGUUAAAGAAAAACAACUUUUGUGAUUUAAUAAUACUAUUUCUGUGGAAUAAUUCUAAAAGUAUGACCUUUUUAAAUCAACCUUAUUUGGACGCAUCUGAACCAGCAGAGCUGUGUUAUAUUUUAUAUCUUUGCUAGAACUUCAUCACUGAAGGACAGUUAUUUCCUCAAAAGUGGUUACAACUCACAAUGCAGCAGUUUCUCCAAAACACACACACACACACACACACACACACACACACACACACACACACACACACACACACACGUCCCGGCCACAUGCCCCUGAAUUGGAAACUGGGUUUUGGACCUUUCUCUCUGUCCCAAAACCUUUUGCACAUCAAUCUUUGUCUUUGAUCCAAUCCAGCCUGAAAUCAAUUGAAUAUUAAGGCGCAGUACUUCCAUGUCCUUUCAAUUUUUGCAUCACAAGAUGAAUAUUACUGUAAAGAAACUUCAAGCCAAGAUGCAGUGGGUGGCCUGCCGAGGCUGCCCGGUAGUUCGAAACACGUCAAGAUGGUGGUUUGGCCAUUAUUCGUCUUCCAUUUGGUAACAGGCAAAAGCUCGUCAGUUCACCACUGCACCCUGGUGGCGCUCUCCUCCUUUCCCUCCCGUUGGCGUUACCUCUAUGCUCAGUGUCAGGCGAACGGCUAAGGAGAAUGGGAGUCAAGGAAACCACUGGGAGAUCGUAACGGAUUGCAAUGGUGGCGUUAGGCUUCCUGAGCUUUGGCAGCCAGUCGGUGCGAGCUGGCUGGUAACUCCCUUUCCUGACUCUUCAAGUCCCCUGCGGCCAACCAGGCUCCCGCAGGCUGAAAGACCACAGGGCUGAUGAUGAAGUCGUUUAUUUUUACAUUGUCUCAUAGCACCGUAACAGAACCCAUCAGACCCUGCACUGACCAACAAAAUACACACACAUGGCCAAAAUGGGCCAGUCCGCUCCAUCUGUGGGUUUCAUUACACAAAGCAAUAGUUCCCCAUUUGAACCGCCACCCAGUCACUGUUCUCCUCCUCGGGACACGUUAGGACAAGGCCCUAGUCCACGACCCUCUUUAAUGGUGGAACAAAUGUUAAACUGCUCACAUAAAGACCAUGUUAAUACUACUCCAGGUUUUCAGAUCAACUUUUGUUAUAUACUGUAAUUUAAAUAAAUUGCAUUUUCAUUCCUACUUUCUGUAAUAUUGUGUAUACAAACCAAAAUCUCUCGAGAUGUAAAUUAUGUAUACCGGCCAAGAUACCUUCUCCAGGGUAUCUGUGCAUUUUAAGGUAACACAUAAUAUAAAACUGACUCAAUGUGACUGUUGAUUUGCCGAACUUUACAUGUCACAAAGUGAAUUAUUUGUGGUACUUUAGUUAAUAAAAUGGUGAUUUUUUUUUUUCCCUGAGUUAUUGAGCAAGCAAGCAUUACCCAGUUGAUCUGGCAAUGACUUUUUUUGUGUGGGCCACAAAUAACUGAUUUUUUCCCAUUAGCAAAUUUUUUUUUGUUGUUUUUCAGAAACUAAUGUUUCACACUAUAGUUUUUGUAAUGUGUUCGCAUUAUCUGUUUCUGUUACUUUUGUGCUUUUAUUUUUUGACUUUAUUAAAGACAGAAAACAAGCGCCUGUAAUUUGCACUUUUCCCAAUCCUUAAAUCUCUUGUAUGGCAACCAAAAUUACUGUAAAAAAAAUAAAUAUACUAUUGCACUAAGGUUGUGGUUCUGAUUGCAAACAGUGAUAACUGAAUUAAACAAACAAAAAGUUGCCAAACUUGCAAUCUAAUGUAGGUUAUUUGAACAUCAUAGCCUCUUUACCUCUGUCAAAUUGACCAGGUGAUCUUUCCUCAAGGAGUAAAAAUUCCCCUUUCAUUGAGCUGAUUUGCAUUGGUUCCAUUUUCCUUCAUGGAUUCCCAAUGUGUGGGGUGGAAACAGGCGGAUUAGCGCAGAACGUGGCCGUCUGUGAAUACUGCUGUCAGAGGGUAGCUGAAGCUGGGUUUGCCUUUGGUUGGGGAUGGAGGCAUGGGAGUCAUGGAGGGUGAGCCAAGUUGGCUCUUUCUCCGGGGAGUACAGGUCUCCCACACACCCACAACUUCUCUUCUUGCUGUCAGGCCAUGAGGGUUCAGAACCGGGCAGCCUGCCUGGCCGAGGUAAAGCUAACAGUGUCUUGAUAAGCAAGUGCGCACUGAAGCUAGGGGCAAGAGAACACGUGUCUUUUGGAAAAGAGCUGAGUCGGGAAGACAUGGGCUCCCCUCCCGCUGCAGGAAGGCGUAUUUUAAACUUCAAAUUGAACCCCUUUUUUGGCCUCUUCAGUGAAAACUUGUCAUUAGUUGCCAACAGUCUCUUCUAUUUGGGUACAUUCUCCAUUUAAACAGCAGCCACUAUGUUUCAAUGUUCAUGAAAAAUUCCAAUCCUCGUACCUUUUGUAGUUCCCCGUCAGGUGCCUCCCCCACCAUCCAGUGGGUUCUCCCACAUCUUCACCCUCCCCACCCCAGCUUCACCUCCCAGUGAUUUCCCUCUAGAGCUCUUUUCCUAGACAAAUGCAUUCAGUUUGUCUUGUUAAGAUACAAAUAUUGUUGGAGACUUUUUUCUUUUACUUGUACUUUGAGGCGUUUUGAUAACCGGGGAACUGGAAUGUCAUUCCGUAUUUGUAGACAUCCACGUACACAUGCAAGUGGGUGGAAAUCCCACAGUGGCUGGGUGAGCACAGCCGCUGCGUGGACACAGGACCGCCUGCACGUGCUUUGUGGGGAAGCGGGUAAUUUCCAACCUUGUUUCUCAGACUUCAGCAGCUCUGAUCACUUCGGUUUUUUAAUCCACGCUGUAUCAGUGAUUUUGUUUAUUGUUCCUGUAAAUGUUUCUACGUUUCACAGUCUUUACCGUUUUAUGUUUAAAAUUACAACAAUCACUGUCCACUGCUUCUACUCUGGAACUCUUUGUCUAUAGCAAUUCUGGAACUUUAAUAUGAGCCUUCAAAUAAAUACAGAAACAAAAAAAAAAACAGAAAAAAAUAAAGUGUGUGCCUUGGGUGUUUUGAACCUGAUCUGCAUAAAACCAUAUUGUAUUCAAAUGCUGUAUAUUUAAUGAAAGGAUAAAUAUAUCUUCAAUGUAUUAAUGUAGCUGAUAAAAUAGUUAUAGUGCCUUGUUUUCUGAACUGAGAAGCCCAUAUCAAUGCACAACGUAAAGUCAAAAACGAUUCGAGAAAUGAAAUGUUGAGAAGACUUAGACAUGGUUCUGGA